Myripristis murdjan (pinecone soldierfish) is the source of this 2155-nucleotide messenger RNA. RefSeq names its product monooxygenase, DBH-like 1, like (gene moxd1l). Gene Ontology annotation, molecular function: copper ion binding; dopamine beta-monooxygenase activity. Bases 63 to 1811 code for a protein of 582 amino acids. Lineage: Eukaryota; Metazoa; Chordata; Actinopteri; Holocentriformes; Holocentridae. Gene Ontology annotation, biological process: norepinephrine biosynthetic process; dopamine catabolic process; octopamine biosynthetic process. The transcript has 13 exons. Gene Ontology annotation, cellular component: secretory granule membrane. The record is from RefSeq and is a predicted model, not a curated record.
GUGCUUGGCUGUCCUGGAGCCAGUUUGCUCAGUCUGAGGAUCUUUGAGGUUACUGGGGCAGUAUGCAUGCUCUGCUUCUGCUCCUCUCCCUGUUCCUGGCCCGGCCAACAGGAGCAGGAGCACUGAAUGACUCUGUUUUGCCCUUCAUGGAGUACCUAGAUCCGGACCGUAAUGUCAGCCUGAAGUGGGGCUUCAACGACGCCCAGGGAACCAUCACCUUCUCUCUGAGCAUCAAGUCAACAGGGUGGGUGAGCCUGGGCUUCAGCCCAAACGGCGGCAUGGAAGGGGCAGAUAUUGUCAUGGGAGGAAUUGGACCCGGUGGAGCCUACUUCACGGAUCGCCAUGCCACUGGAAACAUUCUGCCUGUGGUGGACAAGCAGCAGAACUACACUCUCCUGUCUCUGACUGAGAUUGAAGGUCAAACCACCAUGACAUUUCAGAGGGCCAUUCAGUCAUGUGAUGACGAUGACUUCCAUAUCACUGCUCGCCCCAUUAAGCUGAUCUAUGCCUAUGGAACAAAUGAUGAGCUUAAUUACCACGGGAAGCGCAGAGGCACCAAGGAGAUCAACCUGCUGAACUACAUGCCCAGGAUCACCUUGCCAAGCACCGACUAUCUCACUAUCACUGUGGACAAUAUCAACAUCCCUGCCACCCAUACGCACUACCACUGCAUGGUCAUGAAGUUACCAAAGCUGAAGGGAAAACAUCACAUAUAUCGGAUUGAGCCAAUUAUUGAGCACCAUGAUAUUGUUCAUCACAUGCUGCUGUAUGGGUGCCCUUCCUUUGUGAAUGAAACCUACAACGGGCCGUGCUACAGAGGCGACACAGGGGACCACUGCUUCCGAGUGGUGGCCGCCUGGGCAGUGGGAGGAGGGGUGUACGAGUUUCCAGAGAAUGCUGGCAUUCCUGUGGGAGGUGAGAGUGGUGAUACAUUUUACAGGCUGGAAAUCCACUACAAUAACCCAGCCAGAGAGGAAGGCAGGAGGGACAGCUCAGGACUGAGGUUGUACUACACAGCGCAGCUUAGGCAGCAUGAUGCCAGUGUCCUGACCACAGGCUUGCUGCUGCAGGGUAAUUUGGACUACAGCAUCCCUGCAAAUGCUACUCAGUUCCACACCUACGGCAUGUGCAAUACCUCUCUCUUUUCCAAGCUUGAGGACGCCCCUGUGCCUGACCUGCAUGUGUUCGCCUUGGAGUUACACACCCACUUAGCAGGGAGGAAGGUCAGAGUGGGCCACUUCAGAAAUGGAACACAGAUUGAUUUCUUGGCCUUGAAUGAGAACUACAACUUUGAGAUGCAGCAGAUCACCAACUUGGGAAACAUCAAGACCAUCAAGCAGGGUGACAACAUUGUUGUGGAGUGCACCUACAACACUGUCAAUCGCACAGGAGACACAAAGAUGGGGUUGGCAACUACUGAUGAGAUGUGUCUGGCCUUCUUAUUCUACUACCCUGCAAACAACAUCGAUACUUGUUGGAGCCACCCGACCACACAUCUGUCAGACAUGGCAGACAGCCAACUGCUUGAGGAGAUACAAACGUCAGACCAGGAUCCUAUCACUAUGUAUGAGGGCUUGCUGAAGUCCAUACCACAAAUUCAGGUUGUCUCUGAUGUCCAUAGUAACAUGUCAUGGUACCCAAAAGGCACAAUGAUGGAUAUGAUGAAAACACCGUCUGUCAAUUGUCAGAUGAUGGAAGCCACUUCUGCCCCAAAUAGCAACCCAACUUUUGGGAGAGCCUCUGGGAGACUCAGCACGUCCUGGGCUGUGACCCUGACCGGACUGUUGCUACUCUGGGCUGCACUGAUGUGAAGUGCCAGCAGCAGAAUCCAUUCACAGCUAUAUUGAUCAAAGAGGGCACACACAUUGUUUUGAUUGUUUUAUUUUUUACAUUAUUGUUUUAGUAUAAACUGGUAAUUGGGCCUGAAAACCUUCUUAUUUAGGAAGGCUUUUAAUUGUUAGGGGUAGGAGAGAGGAGAAGACGCUGGCGUCUGUUUGUUCGCCGCUUCUCCAUCUCCGAGUUUUUAAUCUUGCUGAUAUUUACUGUUUUCUAUUUUCUUUACUUGUUUUUUACCUGUAGCACUUUGAGAUUUUCGAAUGAAAAGUGCUUUACAAAUAAAAUCUAUUAUUAUUAUUGUUAUUUGUGGUAUUCUGAU